AUGAACGACAACACCAUAAUCGCCGUCGUUAUCGUCGUCGCCCUCGCCGCAAUGGUCAUAGGGGGAACCUACGUCUAUAAUCUCCGAGCGAAGCUGAGACAAGAGAUGACGAUAGUCCGCGUCGAGUCCCAGAAACGACGGAUGCAGCAGUUGCAUGCAGCUUCUGCGGCGGUUGUACGUGUAAAACAGGCGAGUCGUGGCCAGAGUCGUGGCCGAAGCCGUGCUCGUUCGAGACGGCGCGAUGUGUCCCCCGGUUACGAUAGGAGGAGGGUGGUUGAUCGCGAUCAGGAUCGUAAUCAGAAUAAGAAAGGGAAGGAAGGGAAGAAGGGCCAGCUGCAAGAGCAGCAGAAGCAGAGGCAGAGGCAGGAUGGCGAUGCGCGAUCUACGAAUUCUUCGGGGAAAAAGGCGCCCCCUGUUUCGAGGUCUGGAUCUACGAGGCCUGCCCAGAAGAACUGGAAGAGUAAUACUGAACAGCGCCCCCAGGAGCGGGAUCAGGGCCAGCAGGAAUGGGAGAACCAAAGUAAUAACAGCGACGGCUGGAGUCAGUAUAACAAUACAGACCAGACACAGAAUACAUCAGGCUACGACCAGGCCGAUAACAAUGACUCCAAUGGAGAUAGCUGGGGCAAUAAUGGGCCUGCUGGUGGUGAUGACUGGAAUAAUGCUGAGAACAACAACCAAACUAAAGACAACAAGAACAAUGGCGGACAGCAAAAGGGAGGGUGGAGUGCGGAUGCUUCUGAUGCGAUGGCUACUCAGAAAAAGGCACCGCAGCCAGCACCGCAGCCAGCUCCUAGCCAGCCAGCGGACGCAGAAAUUGACUGGUGA
Aspergillus puulaauensis is the source of this 828-nucleotide messenger RNA. RefSeq lists its product as uncharacterized. Bases 1 to 828 code for a protein of 275 amino acids. NCBI's taxonomy places the organism in Eukaryota, Fungi, Ascomycota, Eurotiomycetes, Eurotiales, Aspergillaceae. The record is from RefSeq and is a predicted model, not a curated record. The transcript has a single exon.